Vicia villosa (hairy vetch) is the source of this 3630-nucleotide messenger RNA. RefSeq names its product probable disease resistance protein At1g61300. The record is from RefSeq and is a predicted model, not a curated record. The transcript has a single exon. The coding region runs from base 1 to 2304 and encodes 767 amino acids. Lineage: Eukaryota; Viridiplantae; Streptophyta; Magnoliopsida; Fabales; Fabaceae. Gene Ontology annotation, molecular function: ADP binding.
AUGCAGAUUGCUCUCAAGCAACCACCUAAACCUAUAGCUGAGAUACCUUCUAGUGAGACUAUAGGCUUAGACUUGAUGGUCCACAAAGUAUGGAAUUCUCUUGACGAUGAGAGUGUUGGAGUAAUUGGUUUAUAUGGAAUGGGUGGGGCCGGAAAAACAACUCUUAUGAAAAGAAUUCAAAAUGAAUUACAAACUAGGGAUCAUAGUUUUGAUCUAGUGUUAUGGGUAGUGGUUUCUAGAGAUUGUGACAUCAAUAAACUAAUGAAUGACAUCAGCAAUAAAUUAGGAAUCGAUGAAGGUUUUUGGAAUAGAUGUACUCAAGACCAAAGAGUAGCAACUAUUUAUGACCGAUUAAAAGGAAAAAAGUUUUUUUUGAUGUUAGAUGAUUUGUGGGGAAAGCUAGAACUAGAAGCAAUAGGAGUUCCUGAUCCGAAAAAAAAUAACAAAUCAAAAGUAUUGUUCACAACACGAUCUGAAGAUGUGUGUGGUAAAAUGCAAUCUCAAAAGAAAUUCAAAGUGGAAUGUUUAUCAGAGGACGAUGCAUUUGAUUUGUUUUGUAAGAAAGUAGGUGAUGAGACUUUAAAAUGUCACUCAGAGAUCCCAAAGCUAGCACAUGAAAUGGCAACAGAAUGCAGAGGAUUGCCGCUAGCAUUAAUCACUGUGGGAACUGCCAUGGCUGGAGUGAAUAAAUAUGAAGCUUGGAUGGUUGCAAAAAAUAACUUGAGGAGUUCUCAUUGGACAAACUCAGAUUUCGAGGAUAAAGUUUUUCAUAUCCUCAAGUUUAGCUACGACAAACUUCCUGAUGAGGCACAUAAAAAAUGCUUCUUGUACUGCGCACUUUACCCAGAAGAUUUUGAAAUAGACAUUGAUGGCCUUAUUGAUCGAUGGAUCGCUGAGGGAUUUCUCUAUAAAGAUGAUAUUAGUAUAUAUGAUAUGUACAAUCAAGGGAAGUCUGUUACUGAAAAAUUAAUACUUUCAUGCCUAUUAGAGGAGGGUAUUGGUACUACAAACCAUUUUCAUAGAAGGUAUAAAAUGACAAUUAAGAUGCAUGAUGUGAUUAGAGAUAUGGCACUAUGGUUAGCUCGAGAUGAAGACAAAAACAAAGACAAAGUUUUGGUUCAGGGGGAAGUAUUUUCAAUGACAAAAAUGGAUUCUAAAAGAUUGAAUGCUGUAGAGAGGAUUUCAAUAAUAAUUUCUGAGAGUCUUGAUAUAAACUUGAAUCUUCCAACUUGUCCAAACCUCAUCACCUUUUGCUUUAGCAGUCAACAAAUGUUGCUCGGUUAUUAUCCUAUUUUAUCAACAAAUUUCCAAUCACUAAAAAGGUUGAGAGUGUUGGAUUUAUCAUAUCUUAGUUCUCUUAAGCUAAUCUCCCCUGAAAUAGGUGAGUUAAUCAACUUGGAGUUUCUUAACAUUUCAGGAACAUAUGUAUAUCAAUUGCCCAUUGGAUUGAAAAAGUUGAUAAAUUUGAGGGUAUUCCUUAUGAAUGAUAUGAGAAAGAAUCAUGAAGUCAUUCAAUUCGAAGGGAUAGAAAGUCUAGAACAAUUAAAGGUGUUUAGAUAUAGCAGAGAUCAAUCAUAUGGAAGUGUUGUACAAGGAGAAAUAUCAUUACUUGAAAAACUGGAAUCCUUACCAAAUUUGGAGGAACUGAGCAUCGAAUUAACUAGCUUCACUAGUGGGCAAAGACUAUUUCACUCGACCAAAUUAAGAGGUUGCUCUCGACAUCUUAGUCUUUAUUGGAAGGAGAAAGACACACUUGAAAUGUCAUCAUUAUUAGCAUCCAUGUCAGAAAUGACUCAUUUGGAAUGCAUACAUCUUUUAUGGAUAUGCGGCCUCGUGGAUGGUUCAUCAGUUACUGAAAAGUGUCAUCUUGGCAAGCUUCGACAAGUGCGCAUACAUGGUUGUGGUUCAAUUACUCAUUUGACCUGGUUGAGGUAUGCUCCGCUUCUCGAGUACCUUGUUGUUUGUUAUUGUUAUUCAAUUGAACAUAUGGUGAAGGAAGCCAAAGAAGACGAAGAAAUUGGCUCAGAAUCUAAGAAAGAUAAUAUGUUCACAAAUCUUAAAGAACUUUGCCUUUCAAAUAACCCAAAGCUAGUGAGCAUCCACAAAAGAGCUUUGGCUUUUCCUUCGCUAAGACGUAUUGUUGUAUAUUCUUGCCCCAAUCUAAAGAAGCUUCCCUUCAACUCCAGCUUUGCCUCCAAGGACAAUUUGGUUGCAAUUGAAGGAGGGACCAAGUGGUUGGACAAUUUAGAGUGGGAUGACACAAUUAUUGAACAAUCACUACGUCCUAAAUUUCAACAUGGCUAGGACACUGAUGAAUAUUGGUAACCAAAUCUUAAUUCUUUGAUUGAUAAUGAUGUAAAUCUUAUUUCAUAAACGUACUAUGGAUGUGUAUUCCAAUUUCAAUUCCAUUUCUGCUCUUUUCUGAUUAACAAGGUUUUAUGUGUAACUUUCUUUCUUCUCUAUUUUCUUUGUUAAUUUUAAUUUGUCGCUGCUUUAUACUACUUAAUCUUGCCUAUGCAUUGUAGUUUAUUGAGAAUCUCGUUAUGCGCGUAUUUUGUUUUCUAGUUUUAGUUUUAUGUUUUUCUCUCAAUUGGACUUUACUCCGGUAUGAUUUUGUGCAAUUACAGUUUUUGCAUAAUUAAGUUUGACAGGUUUUAUAGGCCACAAUCUGCAAUUCUGGUAUGAAUGUAAAUCUGUUUUUGUUCUGUUUCUUAAAUUCUAUCUUAUCCAAAAGCAUAGUCUAGGUUGAAGAAAAUAGAAUAAAAGAUAUAAAUCAUCAAAAUAAAUGGAAAAGUGUUUGUUCUCCUUGCUUUAGAACUAAGACCGUGAAAAUUGUCCAAGAUUAGUUUUGUUCCUUCACAUGAAAUGUGAAUCAUGAUAUCAGACAUGUUGCAUUAUAUUUUCAUUUCAUGGUCCACCGAAAGGUCUUAUACUCUCAUGAUUACAUUAAUGACAAUUCAAAGAAAAUAAACUUGUACUAAAGAAACAUGUGAAGCUUGAUUCUUCACACCUCACUCAAGGUACUGUCACUCAUGUUUCUCAUUUCAGACAAUAAUGAACUCUAUUUUGGGUUGGAAUCCAAUUUUUAAUGGGUAAGAGUUCAAAAAGUGGCUUCAAAAUUUUCAACAAGUAAUCAUUUCGAAGCCAAAAGUUGGCCUUUUUUUGUCCGUAAUAUAUACGUAUACCUUAGGUGUGGAAUAUUGUGGAUUUAAAAGCACCAAACACGAGUUGCCGGCCACAGCAUGUUCUAUCCUUUGUACAGUGAAUUUUGUAAGAGAAUAAAAAAUCUAGUACUCUAUGAAACAGGUCUAAAAAAUUGGUUUGUGAUACCUACCUCGGAAAUCUGUUAUACGUUGUUAGAAUUAUACUACUAUUAUUUUAUCUACACCUCAUAUCCGGCUCCAUCUAAAAUCAGUAACCUAUCCUACGUUUUUCAUUUAAAAGAAACAUAAAUUGAUAAAUUUUGUUACAUAGUUGUUCAAACAUGGUUUGUUGAGUUGAAAGAGACAGACAACAACAUACUCUGUAUGUUGGUUUGAGCUGUUCAUAGAUUAGUACUGUAUUUAUACAUCAUUGCACAUAAUUCUCACUUAAUGAUUAGUCAAUAAUAGUAUAACCAUGUGCAAACCA